AUGUCGGAGCUUGGGCCGAAGGGGGAAAAUGAUAAGGAAAACAUUGCGGUUGUUGAGACUAUUGUGGAGGAGAUGGAGGCUGAGAGGAUAGCUCAGUCGAAGGAGCGGCAACCGUUGAAGCCCUCAGCGUUCCAACCGAAGAUAAUACCGCUGAACCCAGGAGCAAUACCCUCGAAACUCGGCAAGCCCCGCAAUCCUGGUGUUAUCCCCGCCACGACUUCUCUUACUAUGUUCAAGCCUCAUCGGGUUCGGCAGCUGGCGCAAGUGUUUACUGCGAGCGCGUGCGCGGCGGCAGCUCGGUCACCGAAAAAGACGGCAGUCGAGAUAGUUGUGAAGCCACGUAUUAAGAACCCUAUCAGCCUUAGGGCGUUAGGACGGUUGGAUGGUGGCAAUCCCAAUGGUGCUUAA
Messenger RNA from Perkinsus marinus ATCC 50983, 408 nucleotides. RefSeq lists its product as hypothetical. Lineage: Eukaryota; Perkinsozoa; Perkinsida; Perkinsidae. The record is from RefSeq and is a predicted model, not a curated record. The coding region runs from base 1 to 408 and encodes 135 amino acids. The transcript is spliced from 5 exons.